Messenger RNA from Drosophila virilis, 5599 nucleotides. Its product is annotated as protein tweety. Gene Ontology annotation, molecular function: intracellularly calcium-gated chloride channel activity; volume-sensitive chloride channel activity. NCBI's taxonomy places the organism in Eukaryota, Metazoa, Arthropoda, Insecta, Diptera, Drosophilidae. Gene Ontology annotation, cellular component: plasma membrane. The record is from RefSeq and is a predicted model, not a curated record.
GGUAUACGUGCCUCGGUGUGUGUGCAGCGCGGCGACGCUGGCGAGUUCAGUUUCUUGCCUUUGGCAGCCGAAAACGUUGCGCAGGUUUUUCAAUUCAUUCGCAUUUGGACCGCAGUCGCGGCAACAACGCUACUUGCGAAACGAAACGAAACGCAGUGAGUGUAAUGCGCUAAACUCUCAAGUCAAUUUUGCGUUGAAACGAGACGCCGUCGUCGUCGUCGCAGCAGCGGCGUUGUGACGUCAAAAGCAGCAGCAGCAGCAGCAGCAGGAGCGUUGCCAUAUCUACUCCCGCCCGACGCCUCCCCGCAACACACACACACACACACACACAACUCGCAUACGAAAACAAUAUAAAGGAGCACAUACCAAAAAACCAAGUAGAAGAAGAAGAAGCAAUACGACAACUAGCCAUAAUACGUGUGAGAGAGCGGGAGAGACAGAUAGAGAGAGAGAGAGCGAGAGAAAGAGAGCGUUAGCUUUGUGCGAGCAACAACUACAACUACAACUACAACUACAACAAGAACAAGAACAGCGACAACGUUGCAAAAGGAGCCAUAAAAAUGGAACAGCCGAGCAUACUCGUUAAAAUCCUGCAUUCAAUACCGCAUGUGAAUUACACAUUUCGUCGGGUUAAUGACACCUUCAAUCCGGAUAGCGAUGUUUACCUAGAGAGCCUGGGCAUCUUGGCCUCAAUACCCGCCGGACUGCUGAUACUCUCGCUGCUCGGCCUGCUCCUGUAUCUGUUGACGCGCUGCUGCGAUCGCAAGCAGCGCAAGCCGAGCACCCAGCGCUGCCAGAGCUGUUCGCUGGUCAUCAUAACGCUGAUGACCUGUGCGGCCAUUGGACUAGGUUUAUAUGGCAACGAUGAUUUCCACAAUGGUCUGCUGCAGGCUUUCAGCUCCGGCAAGAAGGUGGAGAGCCUUGUGCUCAAUCUUAAACAAGAGACUGAAACCAUCAAGCGCGAUCUGGAAACGAAAAUGGCUUCGCACAACGUUGUGAAUCAGGUGGAGAGACAGCAAUACAAUCAAACCGCUGUCAUGCUGCUCAUCGAGACGUCCCGUCUGGUGCGGGAGAAUACCUCACGUGCGGUCACCUCGCUGGACAACAUGGUGCUCUACUUCAUGAAGACCAAGGGCAGCGAGAAUGAGACCUCGCUGAUGGGCAUUCUGCAUCUGGGCGAUCUAUACGAAUCUAUACGCUGGCCGGCCACAUUGGCCUUCCUCACCCUGCUUCUAUUCCUGUGCACCGUGCUGGUCAUCGGCGUUGCCCGUCGUUCGCGCUGCACUUUGAUUUUCUUCAGCGUUUCGGGUUUGUUCUGCAUCAUCAUCUGCUGGCUGUUGGCUGGCAUCUAUUUGGCCUCCAGCGUGGCAGCCGGCGACUUUUGUAUGCGACCGCAUGAGUAUAUGUGCCGCCAGGUAGGCAUGCGCAGUCCUUAUGUCUAUUUCCUCAACUGUGGCACGUUGCGCAAUCGCUUUAUACUGCGCCUCAACGAGUCACGGGAUUUGGUGGAACGUGCCCGUGAGAGUGUUGAAAUGAUGCAACGCAUGAGCCAGGACACGUAUCCACGCAUUGACAUACAGCGCACGCUUAACGCCAUGGACAACGAUCUGGAGGAGACGAAACGCAAUCUGACCAAUCUCUCGGCCACGCUGGACAGACGCGCCAUCGACCGCCACUAUGCGGAGGCGUUGCAGGGCCUCUGCGGCGGCGGCCUGCUCGGUCUCAGUCUGAUGAUGGUCGCCGGUCUGUUGACCUCGUUUCUGCUCACGAUACUCGUCUAUGCGGACUCGCAUGCCUGGAUUUAUCUGAGCAAGCGGCCCACAAUGGAUGGCGACAAGUCGGAGACGGCGCCGCUGUUUUCGGCCUCGAAUGCGCCGAGCGCCAGCAUUUCGCCAACGGCGCCCAUGAGCACCGGCACCAUCAAUCGGACGCUGCUGCAUCAUCAGCAGGCGCAUGGUGGUCCCAUUGGUGGCAGCGUUGCCGGCGGCGCUGGAGCCGGGCACACGGGCACCCUGCCCAGCAGCAACAGCUUGACUGGCGGCAAUGGCGCCGGCCCCUACAGGAAUGGCACAGCGGGCCUGCGACAAGGGUUGGCAUCACCAUCAUCACAAUCAAGCAACAAUACAUCAUCUACUACAACUUACCACCACCACCACAACAACCACAACAACAACCACCACUACAACCACAACAAUACACAGCAUAGAACUAACUCAACGGCGGCAGCGGCGGCGGCGUCGGCGGCGGCCUCAUCGCUGUCCAGCCGCUCCAAUGGCGGCCGCCGUUCGCCGUCGCCGCCGCCCGGCUAUGAUUUGGUGCAUGGCACAAGAUCGGGCCACCAUACGCUGGGUCGCCUGCCAUCGCACCACCAACAGUCGGCGUCGUAUCUGCCCGGGCCAAACAAUGGCAAAUACGCGACGCUCAGCAAGCAGUGUAAGACGCUCGAAUCGAACGACUUCUACUGAGAUUCGCUUGCCUGCAGCACGUAUGCAGGCAAUAGCAACAACACGCAGCACAGCAGCAACAUCAAUCAGCAGCAGCAGCAACAGCAGCAGCAACAGCAGCAGCUGCAGCAGCAACAACAACAACACCACCACAGCAGCAGCAGCAGCAACACACUGAAGAACAUAUUCGCAUCGGCAACGCUGCCCCGCUCCACGGGCAGCUCCAUACGCUCCGUGCUGUCCGCCCAGACGGCCAAUGCCAUUUGCAAGUCGACGGGCAACGGCCUGGACGCGGCCGAUGUGCUGAUCGACGAUCGUGAUCCGCGCGAUGUCACCAACAACAGCUUCAAUCGCUUCGAUCCCAAGUACAUUAGCAUCGGGCCCAAGGCGGUGCGCGGCAACAACAAUUUGAAUAUUGUUGCGGCCGCCACGGCCAAUAAGUGCGCCACGCUGCGGCAUGUGGGUCGCUAUGGUGGCUCCCUGAAGGGCGCCUCGCCGUCGCCCAACUUGCGCAGCGCCAAAACGCCAUCCAUAGCGACGGUGUCCAAGGACUACUGCCAGCAGGCGGAGUGCAUGCCGCAGGUCUAUGCCGCUGGCUCGACGGACAUGCUGGUGCCUAGCACGACGGCGCAGGUGGUGCAGCAGCAGCAGCCACCGCCGCCACCAUCGCAACAGCAGCAGCAACAGCAGCUGCAAAUGCAGUUGGUGGUGCAGCAGGUGGCGCCACCGCCGCCGCCGCCACAGCAGCAGCAGCAGCAGCUGUUGCAGCCACAGCCCGCACCACCGCCGCCACCCAAGCCAAAGAUAGUCAACACCUUUACGGAAAUACCAGGCACCACGGGCGUGGGCAGCUCCUAUGCCAAGGAGCAGCAGCAGCUGCUGGCGCUGCAGCAGCAACAGCAGCAGCAGCUGCUCGCCUUGCAACAGCUGCAACAACAACAGCAACAGCAGCAACAGCAGCAACAACAACAGCAGCAGCAUCAUCAUCAUCCACCGACCACACACAUUCUGCCCCCUUCGGCCGUGUACAGCAUUGAGAGCAGCAGCGUCUAUCCGGCGGCGGCAGCAGCAGCAGCAGCGCAGCAGGCAGCACCAACGGCGGCGCCACGCGUGCAGCGCUCCCUAAACCCAGCCUCGAUAGUCAAUCAGCCGCUGCCAGAGAUACCCGUGCAGUCGCCCACCGGCAACAGCGGCACGCCUGGCACCCAGUCGAAGAUCUCAUCUCAACAGCCGCUGUGCGCCGCCACCUUGGGCCAGUAUCGCUCGCUGCAGCGGCCACAGGCAGCGGCACAGCAGAAGCUGCAGCUUGUCGCGCAGCAACAGCAACAGCAGCAGCAGCAGCCGCCUUCUCUGCCGCCCAAGAAUCGGCACAAGAACUCGCGGGAUGUGAACAAUGCGAAUCAUAUGCAAACGUUGCCGCCCAAAUCUGUGAGCCUGCGCCAGCAGCAAACCGCCAGCUUUGGCUAUGAGCGCGAGCGCGACAGAGAGCGCGACAGAGAGCGUGAGCGGGAGCGUGAGCGUGAAAGAGAUCGCGAACGGGAGCGACCACGUCGCGCCGAAACGCUUGACAAUGCGCGCAGCUACGCCGAGCAGCAGCAAUAUGGAGCCCAGCCCCUGCUCAGCAGCAUGAAGAAGCAGCACUCCUACGACAGCAGUACCUACCACCACCAGCAGCAGCACCACCAGCAGCAGCAGCAGCAGCAGGCGGCCUACUACCAACAACGGCAGCACAACAACAACUAUCAUGGCACAGUUUCGAGCAGCGCCAGCAGCAAGCAUCAUCAGCAACAGUUGCUGGUGGAACAGCAACAGGCGCUCUUCUAUCGCUCGCUGAAGCGCAGCAGUGGCGCUGGCGGCGGUGUAGGUGGCGGGGGCGUGGCAGCUGGCAUUGUGACAGCGUCUGGUUAUGCCAACAGCGAUUUGUAUUCUGUGACGGAAUUGUAGGAGUGCGCCUGCUGCGGCGGCGGCGUUGAUGUGCGGCGUGCCACGAACUGUUCGACGGGCACGAGCGCAACAUCAACGGCGCUGCACGCAGCGGCGGCGGCAGCCUCAGCCAGCACACAGACACAAACUCAGACGCAAACGCAGCUCAGCCAGGCGCCCAUACCGCUACCGCCCAAAAAGCAUCGCACACAGCAGCAGCAACAGCAACAGCAGCAGCAGCAGCUGCCCUGCAAUGCGAAUCUGUGCGAUGAACACGAGUACGACGAGUAUUGCCCGCAGCAAUAUGAGUCACAGCAGCAGCAGCAGCAGCCGCAGCAGCAAAGCUCACGACAUGGCAAGCAGCAGCGCGCGGCCACCUUUGACCUGGCGGAUGCACGUGACUACGAGCUGAAGCGUUUGGGCAAUCGACGCUCCCAGCAGCAGGCGGCCAGCAGCAAGCGAAAUGGCGCAACAUCAGCCAGCGAUCAGCAACAGCAGCAGCAGCAGGGACAGGGGCAUCAUCAUCAUCGCACACACGACCGGGAACGUUCACGCAGCGAUCAUCGCAUUGCCAGCUAUGCCUGCGAGGAUGCAGCAGCGGCGGCUCUGUGCAGCGCCGGCUCCAUGAGCCUGCUGCCAGCCAAUGGCAGCGCACAGCAGCAACAGCAGCAGCAGUCGCAUCGCAGCCAUCAUCAGCAGCAGCAGCAACAGCAGCAACAACAGCAGCAGCAGCAGCAGCGACGGGAGAAAACAUUCAAAGUAUGAUUUUUAGAGACGUCAUAAAAAUUGCCCAGCCCGCGACAAGUUGGCUACAAACACGACGACGACGGCGGCGGUAUUGAUGUUGCUGCUGUUGCAGCUAAGCGCAGGCGACGCACGCGCUGAACAGCAGCAACAACAGCAACAACAACAGCAGCAACGACGACGACGACGACGACAUUGGAGCCAGCCAGCGUUGCGGAUUUUUCUAAUAAUAAGAAAAUUGCACACACACACACACACACACACAUGCGAAAUGAAAUCAAAUUAUAUAUGAGUCCAGAAUGCACCUUAUAACUUACGAUCCGCCCCCCGCACUAAACCCUGCCAACCACGCCCCUGAAAUGUGUUAACGAAAAUAUUUGUAGCAAUUUGUAUUGCCGAUAUUGGCGAAAAGAGUUCAAUGAAAAUCGAUGCGAAAAUUUGUUCAAUUAAGUGAAAAGUGAAGGCAAGUUGUGCAGCACGUGCAACUU